Dama dama (fallow deer) is the source of this 941-nucleotide messenger RNA. It is a transcript of the gene TNNT3, whose product is annotated as troponin T3, fast skeletal type. Lineage: Eukaryota; Metazoa; Chordata; Mammalia; Artiodactyla; Cervidae. Gene Ontology annotation, cellular component: troponin complex. Gene Ontology annotation, molecular function: troponin C binding; tropomyosin binding; troponin I binding. The coding region runs from base 224 to 796 and encodes 190 amino acids. The transcript has 14 exons. Gene Ontology annotation, biological process: regulation of muscle contraction; sarcomere organization; muscle contraction. The record is from RefSeq and is a predicted model, not a curated record.
GGCCCAGGAGGAAGCGCACCCCCCGCCUGCAGAAGUCCCUGAGGUCCACGAGGAAGUCCAUGAAGUUCAUGAACCAGAAGAAGUCCAGGAAGACGCGGAGCAGGAGGACUGGGAGGACCAGGCAGAGGAGAAGCCGAGACCCAGACUCACUGCUCCUAAGAUCCCGGAAGGGGAGAAAGUCGACUUUGAUGACAUCCAGAAGAAGCGCCAGAACAAAGACCUCAUGGAGCUCCAGGCUCUCAUCGACAGCCACUUCGAGGCUCGGAAGAAGGAGGAAGAGGAGCUGGUCGCCCUCAAGGAGAGAAUCGAGAAGCGCCGAGCAGAGAGAGCUGAGCAGCAGAGGAUCCGGGCGGAGAAGGAGCGCGAACGCCAGAACAGACUGGCGGAGGAGAAGGCGCGGCGGGAGGAGGAGGACGCCAAGAGGCGGGCUGAGGACGACCUGAAGAAAAAGAAGGCUCUGUCCUCCAUGGGUGCCAACUACAGCAGCUACCUGGCCAAGGCAGACCAGAAGAGGGGCAAGAAGCAGACAGCCCGGGAGAUGAAGAAGAAGGUCCUGGCCGAGCGGAGGAAGCCCCUCAACAUCGACCACCUCAGCGAGGACAAGCUCAGGGACAAGGCCAAGGAGCUCUGGGACACCUUGUACAAGCUAGAGACGGACAAGUUUGAGUAUGGAGAGAAGCUGAAGCGUCAGAAAUACGACAUCACCAACCUCAGGAGCCGCAUUGACCAGGCCCAGAAGCACAGCAAGAAGGCCGGGACCACGGCCAAGGGCAAAGUCGGCGGGCGCUGGAAGUAGAGCGGCCAACGAGGCUCCCGGAGGCAGAGACCCUCGGCCCGGGGGACUCACGUGCGGGGGUCCAGCCCCCAGGGGCCCCCCGCGUCUCUGUCCUCACUGCGUCCAUGCUCUGGGGCCUGUGAAUAAACGAGCAGGCUCCCCUCCA